Messenger RNA from Pongo pygmaeus (Bornean orangutan), 1299 nucleotides. RefSeq names its product NADH:ubiquinone oxidoreductase subunit A9 (gene NDUFA9). NCBI's taxonomy places the organism in Eukaryota, Metazoa, Chordata, Mammalia, Primates, Hominidae. The transcript is spliced from 11 exons. The coding region runs from base 41 to 1174 and encodes 377 amino acids. Gene Ontology annotation, cellular component: mitochondrion. The record is from RefSeq and is a predicted model, not a curated record. Gene Ontology annotation, molecular function: protein-containing complex binding.
AGUCAGCCUGGAGCGCUGUCGUGGGGGAUUGUGGGAAAAGAUGGCGGCUGCCGCACGAUCCCGGGUUGUCCGGGUCCUGUCAAUGUCACGUUCUGCCAUUACUGCAAUAGCCACAUCUGUGUGUCACGGCCCACCCCGUCGCCAGCUUCAUCAUGCCCUCAUACCUCAUGGGAAAGGUGGACGUUCCUCAGUCAGUGGGAUUGUGGCCACUGUGUUUGGAGCAACAGGAUUCCUGGGGCGAUAUGUUGUCAACCACCUUGGACGCAUGGGGUCACAGGUAAUCAUACCCUAUCGGUGUGAUACAUAUGACAUCAUGCACCUUCGUCCAAUGGGUGACCUGGGCCAGCUUCUGUUUCUGGAAUGGGACGCGAGAGAUAAAGAUUCUAUCCGACGAGUAGUACAACACAGCAAUGUGGUCAUCAAUCUUAUUGGACGAGACUGGGAAACCAGAAACUUUGAUUUUGAGGAUGUUUUUGUGAAGAUUCCCCAAGCAAUUGCUCAACUGUCCAAGGAAGCUGGAGUUGAAAAAUUCAUUCAUGUUUCACAUCUGAAUGCGAAUAUUAAAAGCUCUUCUAGAUAUUUGAGAAAUAAGGCUGUUGGAGAGAAAGUAGUGAGAGAUGCAUUUCCAGAAGCCAUUAUCAUAAAGCCAUCGGACAUCUUUGGAAGAGAGGAUAGAUUCCUUAAUUCUUUUGCAAGUAUGCAUCGGUUUGGUCCUACACCCCUUGGUUCCUUGGGCUGGAAGACAGUUAAACAACCAGUAUAUGUCGUAGAUGUAUCCAAAGGAAUUGUUAAUGCAGUUAAGGAUCCUGAUGCCAAUGGGAAAUCCUUUGCUUUCGUUGGUCCCAAUCGGUACCUUCUCUUUCACCUGGUGAAGUACAUCUUUGCUGUGGCUCACAGAUUGUUCCUCCCAUUCCCCUUGCCACUUUUUGCCUAUCGAUGGGUAGCAAGAGUCUUUGAAAUAAGCCCAUUUGAGCCCUGGAUAACAAGGGAUAAAGUGGAGCGGAUGCACAUCACAGACAUGAAAUUGCCUCACCUGCCCGGCUUAGAAGACCUUGGUAUUCAGGCAACACCACUGGAACUCAAGGCCAUUGAGGUGCUGCGGCGUCAUCGCACUUACCGCUGGCUGUCUGCUGAAAUUGAGGAUGUGAAGCCCGCCAAGACUGUCAACAUUUAGUGCCUCCUGAGCAGCUCUUGGUUUUGGCGUCUUUUGGGUCAGCCCAUGUGGUUUGCGCACCCAGCCAGACGGUCUCUUUAGAGGAUCCUGUACACAGUUCCACUAUUAAAACAUUUGAGGUUGAA